AAAGUCAUGGAUCCAAAAAUAUUUUCUGACUCGAUACCGGUUGCGAAUUUCUCUAUUCAAGCAAACGUGUCAAGACGUCUUUACUUUCCUUUGUUCUGCGGCGUAGGAACAGUUGGUAUCAAUUUUACAGACAUCCCAUUACUACUACAAGAUGAAUCAUCACGAUUAUCAAAGUUAUUAUUCUCGGAAAUUUUCUUAUUAUUCGCAUUUAUCAAUUUCUCUAUAAUUUCUAUUUGAAUGAUGGUUUCGUUGAGAAGAUUGCGAGUUGUUACCAAGGUUUCAAUAAACGUAAUCAGGUCACUUGGUAUAUCAUGUACAGUAUAUGUAAAGCAUAAAGUUUAAUACACUUAAUAUAUGUGAUAUAUGGUUGAAUGAAUCCAGGUCUUCACAUUGAUAAUAUAAAUAGUCCCAGGAAUCUUUGCAAAACUUUGCUCUCAACACUAUUCCAAGCAAGAUGAAUAUUUUUUAUUUCGCUUCGCAAAUAAUCAAUAAUGUGAACAAUAUAUUGACAGAUAAACGUAGGUUCAGAUAUUGCUUUUCGAAUUGAUCAUCAUCCCAAAUGUUAU
Messenger RNA from Rhizophagus irregularis DAOM 181602=DAOM 197198, 566 nucleotides. Lineage: Eukaryota; Fungi; Glomeromycota; Glomeromycetes; Glomerales; Glomeraceae. The record is from RefSeq and is a predicted model, not a curated record.